GGCUUAGAAACCACGCGAACUGUUACAAACCACCAUCUUAACCACUAGAACAUCGUACGCGCAUUAUCAAAUUGUUAUACUCGGCACGCAAUACGUGUAUUUUGUCAGCAUAUGAGCGAUCAUUGGACGACAGGGAUUUAGUAAUACAGUCUUGGCCUCGGGAAUAGAGCUAUGGCAUCAUCGCCACAGAGAUGUCGAAUGAGGGGAAACAUCGGCGGAUGAAGGGCGACCUGACGCAUCAAACAGUAGGAAUCAUUUCUAAUCGCGUAGGCGUAUAUAACAGCAUCCAAUCUGCACAUGUUCCCGAUUCAUACUCAGACAACUUACUGCACAGCCAUUGAUUCAGCAAACCGCCAUUUUCCUCCACGAUUCUGCCCUUGCAACCUCUCGACAGUAUAGUCUCUACUUCAAUUGCGAACGGACCUAGCGAUCCAGCUACCACAAUGACGACCACCGCGUCCCUCCCCACGCCCGCACACCAACUCUGCAACCCAACGCCUAUUUCGAACAACACCACCUCUUCCGAUGUCAAUUAUCAAGGCCUACCCGUUCCUCGCGGCCCCGUCACAGCAUCGCUAUCUUUUUACAAAGCUCCAGAGGAUGGUGCGCCACCACACAACUACGUCGAGCCGCUUCCAGGCGUGCCACAACGGAAUUGGGGAGAUGCAUGGACCGAGGUCGAGCUCAACGACCUCCGAGGCCAAGAGCAUAAGUUCACGCUAGACAACAACGCCUUCGACACAUACCAGAACAUCAAGAGCGGGCUCGACAGGGAUGGGUUUGAAGACGACGACGCAAUAAAACGCGUGUAUUAUCCAGAGGUGGAGAAUCUACUCUUGAAGAACGUACAAGGCGCACAAAGAGUACUUCUCUUCGAUCACACAAUCCGCCGACCGACUGGCAACCGCAACCCCGUUCAACGCGUACAUAUCGACCAGACACCUUCCUCAGCCGCUGAACGAGUCAAGCUGCACUUGCCUGACGAAGCCGAGCAACUCCUACAAGGUCGUUACCGCAUCAUCAACGUUUGGCGUCCACUCAACGGACCUGUCAUGGGCAGCCCACUUGCAGUCGCCGAUAGUCAAACAGUGCGCGAUGGCGAUCUGGUACCCAUCGAGCAUCGCUAUCCCAAUCGCAACGGCCAGACCGCAGCUGUAGCAUAUAACCCAGGGCAGAAGUGGUACUAUUGGUCUGGCAUGAAGAACGAGGACCGUCUGCUUCUCAAAUGUUUUGACAGCGACGAGACCGUAGGCCAGUGGGGACGCGUACCACACACAGCUUUUACAGACCCUCGCACACCGGAGGGCGCGGUUGGCAGGGAGAGUAUUGAGGUUAGAGCGCUGGUAUUUGGAUGAGCGCACUAUAUUUUUCUUCCUUAGUCACGGUUUUUUAGCCCUUCAGUUUUAGCCUUGCUCGUUAGAUAUGUGUUUACGAGUUCAAUCUGUCUGUACUGUUCGGCAGACGUUCAAUGAUAAACCUCUUCUGCGCAG
Messenger RNA from Alternaria alternata, 1490 nucleotides. RefSeq lists its product as hypothetical. Lineage: Eukaryota; Fungi; Ascomycota; Dothideomycetes; Pleosporales; Pleosporaceae. The transcript has a single exon. Gene Ontology annotation, molecular function: oxidoreductase activity. Bases 444 to 1355 code for a protein of 303 amino acids. The record is from RefSeq and is a predicted model, not a curated record.